Molecule: messenger RNA, 4977 nt
Organism: Oncorhynchus nerka (sockeye salmon)
Lineage: Eukaryota; Metazoa; Chordata; Actinopteri; Salmoniformes; Salmonidae
Gene: pcbp4
Product: poly(rC) binding protein 4
Biological process (GO): regulation of gene expression
Cellular component (GO): cytoplasm; nucleus
Molecular function (GO): mRNA 3'-UTR AU-rich region binding
Source: RefSeq, a predicted model, not a curated record
AUUGUUUUCAUUUUGCUUCUCAUUUGUCUUGUGUAAUUGGAUAGGGCAGUCCGUAGCCGUCUCUGUAUGCAUUUCUCUCUCUCACACACACUCCGUCUCUCUCUCUCUCUCUGGUUUAUUGCCACUCUGACAUCAGGACUAUUGCAGUUGAAGGCUUUCGCUCCGACAGGGAUAUAUCAUUGCCAGCUACUAUUUCCCAGAGGCUUUUUACACACCAUAUCAAGAGAGCUGUGAGGAGAGAGAGAACCUCUCCCUUCACCCUGAGAGUCUGUCUGUCUGUCUGCAGAGCAUCUUUCAUGCGUCUCCUUGUGUCAGUCUCACAUCAACAUGAACUGUGAACAGGACUUUGGAGAGGGGGGCAUGAACGUCACCCUUACUCUACGGCUCCUCAUGCACGGAAAGGAAGUUGGCAGCAUCAUCGGAAAGAAAGGAGAGACAGUGAAGAAAAUACGAGAAGAGAGCAGCGCCCGUAUCAACAUCUCAGAGGGCUCGUGUCCAGAGAGGAUCAUCACUAUUACAGGACCUACAGACUGUGUCUUCAGAGCCUUCACUAUGAUCACUCUCAAACUGGAAGAGGACCUCACAACUCUGGUAGCCAAUGGCACGGUCACCAGCAAACCCCUCACCCUACGAUUGGUCAUUCCUGCCAGCCAAUGCGGUUCUCUCAUCGGGAAGGGCGGCUCCAAGAUCAAGGAGAUCAGAGAGACCACGGGGGCACAAGUACAGGUAGCAGGAGACCUCCUUCCCAACUCCACUGAGAGAGGAGUGACGAUAUCCGGGACCCAAGACGCCAUCAUCCAGUGUGUCAAGCUCAUCUGCACUGUCAUUCUCGAGUCACCUCCGAAGGGGGCCACCGUUCCAUAUCGACCCAGCCCCUCCCCUGGAACUGUCAUGAUCUCCGGGAACCAGGUGUUCGAGGCGUCUGAGUACGGGUCACACCCCCUCUUCCAAUUGGCCCAGGGAGGGCUGGAUCUACAACAAACGUACGCUGUACAGAACCAAUAUGGCAUUCCACAUUCAGAGUUGGCCAAGCUUCACCAGUUGUCUAUGCAGCAGCAAGGCCUGGCCGCCCAGAUGAACCAACAGCAGACCAACUCUGUCAUACCUGGAAUGGACUCCAAUUCACAGACCACAUCACAGGAGCUACUCAUUCCAAAUGAUCUCAUCGGCUCCAUCAUCGGGCGUCAGGGCACCAAGAUCAAUGAGAUCCGCCAGGUGUCAGGGGCUCAGAUAAAGAUCGGUAGCCAGCUGGACAGCACCAGUGAUAGAGCCGUCACCAUCACAGGGACACCCAUCUCUAUCAACCUGGCCCAAUACCUCAUCACCUCCUGUUUAGAGACCGCCAAAUCCACCGCCCAGUCUUCCUCCAUGUCGACCCCUGCUGACCUCACCAUGGCCUACAGCCAACCGCCCUCCCCAGCCCAAUCUUCAGCUGUGGCUGCUGCCACCCUGGCUGCCAUGGGCUGCCCUGGCAUGUCCCACCCCCACCCCCACGCUGCAGUCCCCAUGAUGGGCACCCACCCCUAUGGGGCCCUCCCCCUCUCCAGCCUCCUUGGAAUGCAAUCCAUGAAAUCCAUCCAAUCUGUCCCCUUCCUGGCUUUAUCCAACCCUGCCGCCAAUGCAGCCGCCGCCGCUGGGGCCCAUGCCCAGGCCCAGAUCUCCUACACAGCGAAGAUCUCCUCGGCCAAUGGGAUCGGGAAGAAACCGGAGAGACAGAAGUUUGCGCCAUACUGAUGACGUCCGUCUCCAUCCCGCCAUCACUCCAUCCUUCUCUCCAGCUCUCACUUCCGUCCCCGAGACAAGAAAGAAAGGGGGGAAGAAUGGAAGGAAGGUCUGUUUUUGUUGUUGUUGUUAUAUUCCUCCAUUAUCUUCUCUCUUCUAGUUGUGUAGUACAUUCUAGAGACUUUAGCCCUUAUCUUCAAUACACUAAGAGGAACUUUGGAUUAGUUCGUAUAGAAAGCUAUAUUUAUGUUGUCAGGCCGAGGAAGCCUAUCAAGCCAUAGUCUGUAUCUCAAAUGGAACCCAUCUCAGAUGGAACCCAUCUCAAAUGGAACCCAUCUCAGAUGGAACCCAUCUCAAAUGGAACCCAUCUCAGAUGGAACUCAUCUCAAAUGGAACCCAUCUCAAAUGGAACCCAUCUCAGAUGGAACUCAUCUCAGAUGGAACUCAUCUCAAAUGGAACCCAUCUCAAAUGGAACCCAUCUCAGAUGGAACUCAUCUCAAAUGGAACCCAUCUCAAAUGGAACCCAUCUCAGAUGGAACUCAUCUCAGAUGGAACCCUUCUCAAAUGGAACCCAUCUCAAAUGGAACCCAUCUCAGAUGGAACCCAUCUCAAAUGGAACCCAUCUCAGAUGGAACCCAUCUCAAAUGGAACUCAUCUCAAAUGGAACCCAUAUCAGAUGGAACCCAUCUCACCUUUAUAGUGCAGUUCUGUUGACCAGAGCUAAUGGUGCUCCAGGGUUCUAGGCCCCACCAGGGUUCUGAUCAAAAGUAGUGUAUUGUAUAUGGAAAAGGGUUCUGUUUGAGAUGCAGCCAUAGACUAUUAUUUCCUUCGCUUUUAUCCUCCUCUCACCGUCCUUUUCAUUCUACUCUACUGCUUUUAUUUAUUAUUGACUUCUACUGAAAUAUUCCCACAACGAGAUUAUACAUUUAAACACUGGUGACUGAUGCUCGACUGUAUGUUCCUGUAUCAGCUUUUAUACAAUGAUGUGUGUUCCUUCCUUUAUACAACUCCAAGUUUUUUUUUUGUAUUUGAAAAACGAUGUAAAAAAAAAAAAAAAAAAAGUUUUUUAAAAAUGACUUCAGACCUCUCUUUUAGUGUUAUUUUUGUCAUGUUUUUUUUGUCACAUUUUGUUAGAAAUGUGUUGUUUAAUUUAUUGUAUUUAUUAUGACGAGUAUUUCCUUUACAAUAAAAUGUUAGUUUUUUUAGGAGGAAAAUGGCUCCAGGUACUACUACAAAAACUACUAAUACUUCUCUUCCUUCCUGUCUCUUUUGACUAAAGAAGGCCUUUCUUCCUGUCUGUCUCCUACUAAAGCAAAGUUUUUUUUUUAGCAAUGUUAGGUUUCUGUUGAAUAGAGAGAAAGUGUUUUUCCACAUCUUAUAUGUCAAUAUAAUGAAUAAUUGAACACGCUAAAAGCAGGGUACAUGGAUUUAAACACCUAAAGCCCUCUUGGGAUGAGGGAUGAGUGAUGAGGAUGAGGGAUGAGGGAUGAGGAUGUUUUUCUCACCCCGGCUGUCAAACAAAUACUAGCUAUUCUAAUACUAGCUAUUCUUGACUAAUUCUGCAUGUUAGUUCGGCCACACACACAAGCGCACACACACACACACACACACACACACUGAAGCACACACACACAGGUUAAAACACACAUUGGGCUGGGUCUUUGUGUUGACAGACUCUAUAGACCUAAAUAACCACAAGCAGUGUGAAAGACAAGCAAUACUGAAGUGAAGGAGUGCAUCUGCUGUAGCCUACAGACCAAUAGAGACAGACAGGACAACAUAUAUACUACUACUACUACUACCACUGUAAUACAUUAUAACUCUAUCUUACUAGGGUGUUAUUGCAUUAGAGACGUUUUGUGUUGAGUUUUUAUAAAUAUGCCGUAAAAUAUGAACUCACUUAUUUUUAUAAAAACACCGAAACGAUGUAAGUUGUAGGGUAUUUACUGUGUUCACUUACUAGUAGAUCGCUCAUUCAUAGUCUGUCUCAAAAGCUGCCUUCUUCCCUGUACUGUGCACUACUUUUCACUACACUCGCUUGACAUAUAGUGCACUGUGUUGGCAAGGGUGCCUUUUUCGGGAUGCAGACACCCCACUGAACGUUGUUGUCAAAACCUCCGUCCACCGUGUGUGUUUUCUGUUCUCUCCUAACGUCUCGCACUGUAGCCCACUGUAGCCCACUGUAGCCCAUUUGCAUGAGUUCAAUUUGAAUUGAUGUCUAUGCAAAACAUCUCUUGAUGGUUCAGCAAAAUAUAUUUGUUGUUCUGCGUAGCUCGUAGUAAUCACUGAGACAAUAGUGACUGAUAGGAACGUUUUGGAGAGGAUACAGGGGGCUCGGGACGCAACAAUCUGGUAACUCCACCCGUUGGUUUUCUAGAAAUCUGAAUUUGAAGAUUCCCAGAAUCAGAAGGCAAUCAUCAGGAAAUCUACAAUCCUCCAACCAGGAUUUCUGGAAAACCUGGGAAUUUUGGAGAAAGUUACAAGAAUUUUGCAACCCUAGGAUCAGCAAUGCGGCAUUUGUUUUGGCUCUGGGUUUUUUAACCAUAAGGAUGACUAUAUAAAAGCAAUGCUCUCAUUCCAACUCUCUUUCUAAUGCGGAAGACACAUUUCAGUUGAAGGCAUUCAGUUGUACAACUGACUAGGUCUCCCCCGUUUCCCUGUACAACUGACUAGGUCUCCCCCGUUUCCCUGUACAACUGACUAGGUCUCCCCCGUUUCCCUGUACAACUGACUAGGUCUCCCCCGUUUCCCUGUACAACUGACUAGGUCUCCCCCGUUUCCCUGUACAACUGACUAGGUCUCCCCCGUUUCCCUGUACAACUGACUAGGUCUCCCCCGUUUCCCUGUACAACUGAAUAGGUCUCCCCCGUUUCCCUGUACAACUGACUAGGUCUCCCCCGUUUCCCUGUACAUCUACUAGGUCUCCCCCGUUUCCUUGUACAACUGACUAGUUAUCCCCCCGUUUCCCUUCCCUUUAAUACACAAUAUGCACAUGACUAUAACCCAAUCAAAAGGACACGAAACAAUACAAUAUUGCACUUAAACAUGAGCGUUUCUGUUGUCGUGGCAGAAUAGAUAUCAACACAUUGAUUAGAUACCGUCACACUUCUUGCAAUGUCUUUGUUUGUUUGUUUGUUUGUUUGUUUGUUUGCUUAACUAUCAUCACAGGAAAAGUUCUGUCGUUUGAAUCCACGUGAAGUUUUCCUCUGUUGUUUCUUUCUAUACAUUCUAAUAAACAAAACAAUAUGCAUCUA